This is a messenger RNA of Copidosoma floridanum, 682 nucleotides long. RefSeq names its product mitochondrial ribosomal protein L27 (gene mRpL27). NCBI's taxonomy places the organism in Eukaryota, Metazoa, Arthropoda, Insecta, Hymenoptera, Encyrtidae. The record is from RefSeq and is a predicted model, not a curated record. Gene Ontology annotation, biological process: translation. Gene Ontology annotation, cellular component: mitochondrial large ribosomal subunit; ribosome. Gene Ontology annotation, molecular function: structural constituent of ribosome.
AUGCUGCCUCUGCCAGCAGUUAAGUUUACGUAGGUCGUGGUAACGUCGCAUGGUCAGGCAGCGCUAGCGUCAACCUAGACUAAACCCUAAAACCCACUCGUUCCGAUUCCAAAAUCCCAAUGGAUAUCAUCUAAUGCUAAGAAAACACCCCAUUCGAAAACAAAGUGGUUUUAAUGUUUGUAAUUGUUCAUAACAACUAAAGGAUAUUUUGGAAAUGCCAUUCUUAACAAGUUUGGCUAAUAAAUACUUACACCAUGCCAGACAAUAUCUAGUAAAACCAAACACCAGUUUUGUCGUAUGUUGUCGUAAUGCAUCACACAAAACUGGUACAACAACACAGAACGCUGGAAAUUCCAAAGCAAAACACAGAGGAUGGAAGGUUCAGGAUGGCCAUAAAGUGCAUAGAGGAAAUAUAUUAGUCACUCAGAAUAGAACUCGUUUUCACCCUGGUCUUAAUGUUGGAUUUGGUAGAAAUGGAACUUUGUUUGCCUACUGUCCAGGCAAAGUUGUGGUAACAUGUGAAAAGACCAAUCCCAAGUGGGAUCACAGUUGGAUCAGACUUAAUUAUGGAGAAAGGCAAGGCCAGACUAUUUACAAAAAAUACUUUAAUGUUAUCCCUGAACCUGCACACAACCGCUUUAAAUUAGUUGAUAAAAUAUGAAGUCUAUUUGUAAAAUUUUAU